This is a messenger RNA of Cynara cardunculus var. scolymus (artichoke), 2000 nucleotides long. RefSeq names its product NAD(H) kinase 1-like. The record is from RefSeq and is a predicted model, not a curated record. The transcript is spliced from 11 exons. Gene Ontology annotation, molecular function: NAD+ kinase activity. NCBI's taxonomy places the organism in Eukaryota, Viridiplantae, Streptophyta, Magnoliopsida, Asterales, Asteraceae. The coding region runs from base 195 to 1805 and encodes 536 amino acids. Gene Ontology annotation, biological process: NAD+ metabolic process; NADP+ biosynthetic process.
UGUAUGGGAAAUAAAGGAAUCCAGGUUUCUAUCGUUCAUAUGUCACCCUCAAAGAUUCCACGCGUCUUGGAUGGAUCCGACCUACCCACACCAAAAACCCUUAACCUCAUUCCCACCCACCUAUAAAUUCCCAAAUCAUGUCUUAGUAAUCUCACAAUUCUUUCAAACUUGCAAACGUACUUGAUCAAACAUCCAUGGCGUCUGAGAAUUUCAACUCUAAUGGUAAUGCCUCCGACUUGCCAUGGGAGAAUGGUUUCAUGGAUGCACUGUCUCUUGUUAACUCUGAGAAAGCUGUAAAGGAAAUUAUCGAACAACCUCUUGUCGAGGGGAUUGAAGAGCAUCUCGUGGAGUUUUCAGAGGCCAUGAGAACUGUUAGCAAGGCUUUAAGACGAGCAGCAGAAGGAAAAGCCUCUGCUCAAGCCGAGGCUGCAGAAUGGAAACGCAAAUAUGAACUGGAAAGGGAGCAAAAUUCACAGUUGGAACAUAAAGGUCUUCAGAUACGAGAGCAGAAUUCACAGUUGAAACAUAAAGUUCUGACAUAUGUGGAGCUUAAGAAUAACUGUAUUGAGAAGAAAGUAGAAAACUCAGUGCAACACCUUGAAAUUGUGCCUGAUGCACAAUCUCAAGAGUAUCGUGGAAAGAGUUGGAUUUACACUCACGAGGUUCUUUGGGACAAGGAGCAUAACUCUUGUUCCAGUGUUCGUAACAAGCUUAUCCGGAAGGCAUCAUUCAAACUACAUUGGUGGGCCAAAGGUGAAAAUAAUGAUCAACAUAAACACGACAUUGUCUCCUUUGAAAAGGGAGACAUAACGACAGCAGAGCGUAGCAGUAAACAGAUUUGUUUGAAAUGGGAAACUCCUCCACAGACUGUCCUCAUUGUGAUAAAACCAGAUUCACCUCCUGUCAAAGAUCUUUGUGCAAAAAUGGUCAGGUGGUUGAAGGAGAAGAAGUUAAAUAUUUAYKUGGAACCACRAGUAAGAACRRAACUUGUAUCAGAGUCCCCAUACUACAACUUUUUGCAAACCURGAAAGAUGAGGAUGACAUUUCGCUUCUGCAUGAGAAAGUUGAUCUUGUUGUAACUCUUGGUGGGGAUGGAACCGUGCUUUGGACUGCAUCAAUGUUUAAAGGACCUGUUCCUCCAAUUGUGCCGUUUGCUUUGGGUUCCUUGGGUUUUAUGACUCCAUUUCGUAGUGACCAGUUCGUGGAACGUCUCAAAUCAAUCCUACAAGGUCCGAUUAGCAUUACACUUCGACAUCGAUUACAGUGCCAUGUGAUUCGUAAAGGAGCUAAAAACGAACAUGAGACUGAAGAGCCAAUACUGGUGUUAAACGAGGUUACGAUUGAUCGUGGAAUUUCAUCAUUCCUUACAAAUUUGGAAUGCUCCUGCGAUGGCUCAUUUGUCACAUGCGUACAAGGAGAUGGCUUGAUCAUAUCAACGACUUCCGGGAGCACUGCAUACUCUCUUGCAGCUGGAGGUUCAAUGGUACAUCCACAGGUUCCUGGCAUCUUAUUCACCCCAAUUUGUCCACAUUCGCUUUCUUUCCGGCCUCUGAUAUUCCCCGAAUACGUGACACUUAAGAUUCAAGUGCCGCUCAAUAGCCGAGGUAAAGCAUAUGCGUCGUUUGAUGGGAAAGGCAGAAAAGAGUUGGUUGCAGGCGACACACUUGUGUGUAGCAUGUCUAUUUGGCCCGUGCCCACAGCUUGUCAAGGGGAUUCGACCAAAGAUUUCUUGCACAGCAUCCAAGAUGGCCUGCAUUGGAACUUGAGGAAGAAACAGUCGGUUGACGGACCUCGGAAACCGUAAUCUGUUACUCGGGUUCCUCACUGGAAGGAAUCUAGUGUUCUGUCUGUGUGAAGAAAGCUUCAUUGCCACCUUAUGCCCUUUUUUUCCCCUUGAUUUCGAAGUAUUUGCAUGUUGUUAACCUGUAAUUUUAUGUUGUCAAUGAUGUAAUGGACAAGAUUGGAGGAAUGCAUACAAGUAAUGAUUUCUUAUAAUGGC